This is a messenger RNA of Stegostoma tigrinum, 1878 nucleotides long. Its product is annotated as protein-lysine methyltransferase METTL21E-like. Gene Ontology annotation, cellular component: cytosol; cytoplasm. Lineage: Eukaryota; Metazoa; Chordata; Chondrichthyes; Orectolobiformes; Stegostomatidae. The transcript has 5 exons. Gene Ontology annotation, molecular function: protein-lysine N-methyltransferase activity. The coding region runs from base 172 to 894 and encodes 240 amino acids. The record is from RefSeq and is a predicted model, not a curated record. Gene Ontology annotation, biological process: peptidyl-lysine methylation.
AAUUGUUUUAUGUCUCAUUAAAGUUUUUGGCAAAUAUUGAAACUUUGAAUUAAGGUCGCAGCGCUUUGGGUUUGUUAUCUAUGUGAGGAAAAAUCUGGAAGACACAUCUUUAGGACAUUUGUACUACAGGAACAGCGGAGCUCUUGGUUUAGAGAUUAAUAACGUGUGACAAUGAACAAUUCAGAGAAGACUGGCAUUAAUAAAGAAAAAGCUAAAGAUGAAGAUAUAUCAUCAGAAAUCAUGAAACGGCGAUGGGUACCGAGUAGCUUUAGAAGCAUACCCUGGGAGUGCUUCCAAUUUGCGGGGUAUGAAAUCAAACUUAGAGAAACCACUGACUGCUAUGGUGCGUACGUCUGGCCUUCGGCCUUGGUGUUGUGCUAUUACCUGGAACACAGUCAGAAAGAAAAUCAUCUUAUUGAUAAAAAUGUAAUUGAAAUAGGAGCAGGAACAGGAUUGGUAUCAAUUGUUGCUGGUUUACUUGGCUGUCAUGUGAUUGCCACAGAUCUACCUCAUUUACUGGGAAACCUCCAGUACAAUAUAUCACGAAAUACAAAAUUGAGAAGCAAGUAUCAGCCACAGGUCAGAGAACUUAGAUGGGGAGUAGAUUUGGAAAGCAAAUUCCCCAGAAAUGCUUGUCAGUAUGAUUAUAUUAUGGCCGCUGAUGUGGUCUACAGUCAUCCAUACCUGGAUGAACUUCUAAUGACUUUUGAUCACUUAUGUCAAGAUAACACCAUCAUUUUGUGGACAAUGAGAUUUAGACUUGAUGAAGAUAAUGAUUUUGUGAAGAAGUUCCAGUGUAUAUUUGAUACUGAAGUUAUUUAUGAUCUUCCAACUUUACAGAUAAAGUUGUACAAAGCAAAAAGAAAAGUUUUGCAAACUGGUAAAAUGAUAUAGUGAAAAGCACAGCCAUCACAGGAGAACUAGCAAACUGUUAGCAAUUGUGAAACAAUAGUUCUCCUUAUCAUGGUGAGUUAGGUUUAAUUCCCUGGGAAUCAGACUUCAAAAUGAUGUAAGAUGAUGUACUUUCAAGAAAAUUUCUAUUGGUCUCCAAGCUUCCACUAUUUGACAAGAUUUCCCAGCUAAGUAACCUGCAAAGAAAAGGUUUAGCUCACAACAAACGUUUAAACAGCCAGCCUAAAUGAAAUGUUUAAAUGAACCUGGAUUUUUGGCAUUGGCACAUGCUCAUGAUAAGAAUCAGUCAGAUCGUACAGCUCUUUCUGAGACCACAAUUGCAAAAGUAUCUGCAUUAAUUGCUAAUUAGAAGGAGAACGUUUACUACUAUUCAAGCAUUUAGAGAUGCCAAGUAGGAACGGAAAUGUUCCAUUCCAUUGUUCUGUAACUUUGCCAAAGAUUUUAUUUAGAAGUGUAGCAGGGACAUUUUUCUCAGUCACUAGAAGUGCUUCUUUUGUUUAAAGUUCUGUGCUUUCCAUUUUCAUUUCGCCACAAAAUGUCAUUGUUCUCCUGUUUUUGAAAAUUAGUUUUUUGAAAUAGAAUACAUACGUUGAAUGCCUAAAAAAGAACAAACUUUGAUUUAGUGUAGUUUUCAUUUAUAAACAAAUUCCCGACAGCAAAUUAAAAUACAAAAUAUUAAUUCUGCUAAACAUUACCUUUUUGAGGCACAUGAUAAGGCACUCAGUUGGCUGAUAAAUACAUUCAUGGUUACUCUUCCAAAUAUGACUGCCAUGCAGAGCAAGUAUGUAACAGAAGACAAGAGACACUCGGAAUAUCUUGAUUCAACAUUCUUCAAAGUUCUGGGAGGAUUACAGAAAUAAGACUUUAGUUGGAAUUACACUGAUACAUUGUACUGUGCCAGAAUGACAAUACAAAACAUAUUCAAAGAAACUGUUUUCCCAAUGUAACUGUUAUCUGUGAUUUAAA